This is a messenger RNA of Castor canadensis (American beaver), 1188 nucleotides long. RefSeq names its product NSF attachment protein gamma (gene Napg). Gene Ontology annotation, molecular function: syntaxin binding; soluble NSF attachment protein activity. Gene Ontology annotation, biological process: intracellular protein transport. The record is from RefSeq and is a predicted model, not a curated record. Gene Ontology annotation, cellular component: SNARE complex; vacuolar membrane. Lineage: Eukaryota; Metazoa; Chordata; Mammalia; Rodentia; Castoridae.
CCAGCGUCCUUCGCGGCGCUCCCACGCCGACGCGGCCAGCUCUUGCGGGGCUCUAGAAGGGGUGGCCUGGCCCUCCGUGUCAGGGACCGACUGAGGUGAUGGCGGCUCAGAAGAUAAACGAAGGGCUGGAACACAUGGCCAAAGCAGAGAAGUACCUGAAGACUGGUUUUUUGAAAUGGAAGCCAGAUUAUGACAGUGCUGCUUCUGAAUAUGGAAAAGCAGCUGUUGCUUUUAAAAAUGCCAAACAGUUUGAGCAAGCAAAAGAUGCCUGCCUGCGGGAAGCUGUUGCCCAUGAAAAUAAUAGGGCUCUUUUUCAUGCUGCCAAAGCUUAUGAGCAAGCUGGCAUGAUGUUGAAGGAGAUGCAGAAACUGCCGGAGGCUGUUCAGCUGAUUGAGAAAGCCAGCAUGAUGUACUUGGAGAAUGGCACCCCGGAUACAGCAGCCAUGGCCUUGGAGCGGGCUGGAAAGCUUAUAGAAAAUGUCAAUCCAGAAAAGGCCGUACAGUUGUAUCAACAGACAGCUAAUGUAUUUGAGAAUGAGGAACGCCUCCGGCAGGCAGUUGAACUACUGGGAAAAGCCUCAAGACUGCUGGUACGAGGACGCAGGUUUGAUGAGGCUGCACUAUCUAUUCAGAAAGAAAAAAAUAUUUAUAAGGAAAUUGAGAAUUACCCAACUUGUUAUAAGAAAACUAUUGCUCAAGUCUUAGUUCAUCUACACAGAAAUGACUAUGUGGCUGCAGAAAGGUGUGUGAGGGAGAGUUACAGCAUACCAGGGUUCAAUGGCAGUGAAGACUGUGCUGCACUCGAACAGCUCCUUGAGGGGUAUGAUCAGCAAGACCAAGAUCAAGUGUCAGAGGUGUGCAACUCCCCCCUCUUCAAAUACAUGGACAAUGAUUAUGCUAAGCUGGGCCUGAGCUUGGUAGUUCCAGGAGGGGGAAUCAAGAAGAAAUCACCAGCAACACCACAGGCCAAACCUGAUGGGGUCACCACUGCAGCUGCUGAUGAGGAGGAAGAUGAAUACUCAGGAGGACUGUGCUAGUAUUUGCUUGCAGAAGAGAAGAGAGAAAAAGGGGAAAUCCUAAUAUACUAUUUUCAUGGGCCUGGACCUAUUUAUGGGUUUCUCUACUUCGUUGAGGAUGUAAAGUUAAUGCUAAUAAAGAUUAAUUUUUAGUUACCAUUUCCUCAAAUCA